Plenodomus lingam JN3 is the source of this 204-nucleotide messenger RNA. RefSeq lists its product as uncharacterized. Lineage: Eukaryota; Fungi; Ascomycota; Dothideomycetes; Pleosporales; Leptosphaeriaceae. The record is from RefSeq and is a predicted model, not a curated record.
AUGGACUCCGCGGGACACACAUCACUGCCCGACUUCACCUCCAUGUCUCGAACGACGAUAGGCUUGGAUCCAACUUCCUCACAAUCGCACAAGGCAAACGCUGGCGGGGCUAGCGCACAGCCCAAUUUCCCCGACAGGCAGGCACGCCAGGCACGUGUGUCACAACAGGCAGGAGUCAGACUACCCUACCCAGGGACGUCGUGA